Molecule: messenger RNA, 1936 nt
Organism: Salpingoeca rosetta
Lineage: Eukaryota; Choanoflagellata; Craspedida; Salpingoecidae
Exons: 18
Coding region: 74-1936 (620 amino acids)
Biological process (GO): P-body assembly; deadenylation-dependent decapping of nuclear-transcribed mRNA
Cellular component (GO): P-body
Molecular function (GO): RNA binding
Source: RefSeq, a predicted model, not a curated record
CAACAACCAACCGCUCGCUGCUUUUCCUCGUCUCAUCCCAGCAGACCGAGCCAACACCAGCCAGCCACCACCCAUGUCUGAUCGACGUGGGCAGCAGCAUGCUGCUGCGGAGAUGGACAUGUCUGGCAUGAUGAGCGACAUGCUCUCGUUUAUGGAUGACGAUGAAGGCGAUAUGGUGCCAUCGCAUGUGAAUCUGGACGCCAUGCUGGACUUCAAGGAUGCUGGUGACAGCCUCCUUGGCGGUGGCAGCCUUUGGAGCCUCAGCGCACAGGAAGAGGAGGAUUUCAAUGCAGAGUUUGCCCGUGAGUACCAGAAGCUGUGGUCCGAUGUGGGUGCCCAGGAGGAGCCGGAAACGACCGCAGAUGUCUGGGGCGCUCCAGCUGCACAGCUGUACGCUCAACAGCAGGCCAUGCCACAACAACAGCAGCAACAGCAACAACCACAGCAACAGAACGCCCAGGCGGCAGCGCCCGCAGCAGCACCGUCUGCGCUGUUGCAGUCGCUGCAAGUCGGGGGCCCAGUGCCGCAACUGCAGCAGAAGGAGGAGGCCGUCCCCAUGAGCAUCGAAGAGCUUGAGCAACAGAUGAUGCAAGCCGGCGUCUCUGCUGCGCCCGAGCCCAAGCCCGCGGAGCCCAGUGCGAAGAAGGCAGAGGCCAAGAAAGGCGAGGCAGCGGCAGCAGCAACGGCAACAGUGAAGGAGGCAGAGGCAAAGAAGGGCCCGUCCCUGGCUGUUCCGAAAUCGCGGGAAAUGACGGAGGUGCCCGAGGACGAGCGCGCACCGCCACCAGACUUCCUGCCAGUGGGAUUCAAGGGGUUUCAUUUGCGCGACGAGGACAUCAAGCGCGAGACGGACCUCAUGAGCAAAUACAUGGAAAAGCUGACAAGCAUCAUGCUGGCCAUCCACGCCAAGUGCGCUAUGCACGAGUACGAGCGCAACAAGAUCCGCCGCAAACACGAGGCUGCACGCGCUGCCGGCAACGUGCCGCGCGAGAUGCUGGACAGAUUUGAACGCGCCCACUACCACGAGCACCAGGCGUUCCGUCGUGCGUUCUUCGACUUCAAGCAGCUGGAGGCAGCGCAGCAUCUCGCCAGGAAACACCUGUACGAGUACGUUGCUGCGUGUCUGGAUGAAGAUUCGCGCCUGCGCCUCUUUGUUCUUCGCGAGCUCGCUGUCAAGCGCAUGAUGGACACCAUCACCGCACGCAUGCGCCAGCUCUCCUCCCAGGCAAACAAGGCCACAGACCAGUACAAGGAGAAGCUGAGGGAGGUUGCGUCGAACCCGGCCGCCCGCAGAGAGAUGCGCAAGAUGCAGCUGGAGUAUCUUCAGCUCACGCAGGAGCUCGAGUUCUUCGUCUCCCUUCGGAAACCUGUGCUUGCGGAGGCGCGAUUUGUGCGCGGAUAUCUCCGCCUGCACCGCCAGCUCAAGGAGCAGCACCUCGCUGCGUCUGAGCAGAAGAUUGACCGGCGGCAGGUGUACUCGAACCUCAUGCGCCCCUCGGAGCGCACAUGGCUCUACAACGUCCAGAUGAAGCAGGCGGAGACGGAGAACCCGUAUCUCGACGACUUCUACUACCACGUUGGCUGCGGGUUUGUGCUGCAGAUCUUCAUGGUUGCCCAGCACGUCUUCAAGAUGGCCCCGGCCCAGCUGCCCAUGUGGGUGGCUGAGGUGAAGCUGUUUGGCAAGGAGGUGGCAGAUCCGCUCGGCCGCCGCGUCGCCACCAUGUCCCAGCGCGAGUGCGAGCAGGCGCUCGUCCUUCUGGAGGGGAUCAAGGUCGUCACUUCCGGCGAAGUGCAGCACCCAGACCUCGCACAGAAGCUCCAGGACCGCCGUGCCGCUGUGAUGCAGGAAGCCGGAGAUGAAGAAGACGAGGAGGGCGAAGAAGGCAAAGAAGAAGGCAAAGAAGAAGGCAAAGAAGCUGCUUCCUCCCAGGCCUAA